Molecule: messenger RNA, 2684 nt
Organism: Didymodactylos carnosus
Lineage: Eukaryota; Metazoa; Rotifera; Eurotatoria; Philodinida; Philodinidae
Source: the annotation of a GenBank genome assembly
UCUCAAAAGGUUAAAUAGAUCUAUAACACCCUUCAAAAAAUGAAGGGUCUGUCCGUUCAGCAGCGAUUGUAUAGUAUCUGAUUGAUACUACAAAAAUUUUAUUCUCAUUUUCUUACUCUUUCUUUGGAGAAACAACAGCCUUGGAGUAAACUCUGUUCUUAACUUAAAUAUUGAAGGAAAACUAUACUCCAUAUUUUCAUUCUUUCUCCAUAAUCUUUACCAUCUGUUUGAAAUGAUGUAAUUUUCUCAUAUAACUGAUCACACAUACAAAGUCAUUAUUUCUGAUCUUGUCUGAUAAAGUGAAGCGAAAAUCUAAAUGCUUUUCUACUUAUAUACCAGCCACUUCAUAAUCUGUAAAUUAUAGAAAUAAACAAUGGAUGACAAUAAAAGAAAAAAGAAUCUUAGCCCAUAUUUGACAAGUAAUUUAGUAUCAAAAUUCCUUCACAGUUGGUUUAGUGUUCUGUUACGUAAAAGUCGCAAACAAACAUUAGAACUAAAUGAUUUAUAUGAUGUCUUACCAGAAUUGGAUUCAGUACCAUUAACAGAUAAAUUAGAAUCAAAAUGGUUUGAAGAAAUACGUAAAGCUAAACAAGAGAAUCGAAAUCCAAGUUUAGUAAAUGCGACGUUGAAAAUGAUUGGAAUAAAGCCGAUUCUUGUUGGUUUAUUGCUAAUACCAAAUGUAAGUAAUUUAAAUUUUGUUGAUUCUAGUUCUGAUCGAAUUAACGACUAGGCUUUGGCUUGGGUGUUAUAUCAGCAUUGUUCUUUGAAUCAUCUUAUCUACACCAUUUUACAUAUCUUGUCGUUUUCUUUAAUAAAAACUACUUUUACGCAAAAGUGCAGAGCCUGACAAAUCCCAUACUAGCGGCAUAAGGAACUGAAAAGCUUGUCGUGGUAGUUGAAAAUACUCUCUGCUAAAUGUAUUUUUUUUCUUUGCUGCAAAGAUAGAAAAGCAAAAAAAGCCUUAUUGCGAAGGUUAUCCGUGCACGUUCAAUUUUUCUCGCUUAAGUCAAAGGUCGAUCAGCCACACUCGUACCCAGCUGCUUUCCUCGUCUCUACUUCUACGGUUUGUAGACAAUUUUUUUCUCGGUUUCAGUCAUUCAACAUCACUAAUUAUACUAACAAAUAUUAUUUUUUGAAAUUAAUUAGAAUUGUAGUGACUCUUUAAAUCUUAGACCAGGUCUUUGCUCCUCAUUACAAGUAUCGAUUUCAUAUGUUCCAGAAAAGAAAAAACUUUUAUUUUAAAAAUUCUUACUGUUUGAGUAUUAGUUAGAGUCCUGUUACCUUCACUUUUUCGUUACUAUUUACCAUACCAUUACCAUGUAAAUUUUUUUACCAUUACUAUUGAGAAGAAUAUUUUACCAUUACAUGGUAAUGGUAAUGGAAUUUCUGCAGUAAUACAAUAUAUUCGCACAGAAAAAAAAUAAAAUACAAAAACACUUGCAUCAGGUGGAAAACAAAGAAUAUGUAGGAUCACAGACUAGUCUGAACGUUAUAUAAUGUUUGACUAGCAAGGCAUUUCUAGAUUGAACUCGAGGACUUGGUUUUCUGAUAUCUUGGUUUACCAGAAAUCCUGGUUUCAUGAACUUGAUAAAACCUCUGUAUACAGCACAUCAGAUUGGAAAUUCUUUCAGCUGUUUAAAUCUUUCUUCAAAUCUGUUCUGGCUAUUAUGGUCGCCGAGAAAAAUGAAAAAUAAAGGUGACAAAUAAGUUUCGGACCCACUAUCAGUUUAAGCGGCGAAGUAUUGAAUACACAAACACCGCUGCGAAGCUUUGUUAGGUUUCCUAUUAGCACAUAUUGUAGAGUUUUCCAAGGCGAAUCGAACGAUAUAUGAAUGAUUAGAGAUUUCUGUCUGUGAACGAAAUUAUAAUAAUUUUUAUCUACCAUUUCGGUUAAAAUCGAGAUGCCUGUCAAGUAUUUGUCCAGUACAUCUAUGAAGGCAAACUUUUGAGACAAAGUGUUAUAGCUCAUUAGGUAGCCCUUUCAAUUCUGCAUUUUUUUAUAUAAAAACCAUUCCAGGACUGAGUGUACUGACAAAAGUAGAAUCAUUUUUGUCUGCCACUUGGGUUAAAAUCGAGCUUCUUGUCAAGUAUUUGACCAAUACAUCUAUGAAAGCAAACUCUUGAAACAAUGUUAUAGCUUAUUGUAUAGACCUUUCAAUUCUGCAUCUUUCUAUAUAUAAAUCAUUUCGGGUCUGAGUAUGCUGACAAUAGCAGUGGUCAGCAAAAACCGGGCUUAGAACUUUUGGUCAACGCUAAGUAAAAUCUUUCCAAAAAUGUCUUCUAAAUAAUAUACGUUUACAUACCCAGCAUCAGUAUCAACAUAUUCACGCCUAGAAGGAGCAUGAUGUAGACCAUUGAUCCAUGCAUAAAGAGAUUCAAUCAAAUGGUAAAAAAAUCAUACGUUCUCGUGUGGGUCCAACCGGACCCCUGAGCACCCAAGAAGUCCAAAAAUGAGAACAGCUGUCAAGAGUUAAACAACAAUCAUAAAAACUGGGUUAAAAAUGAUUUUCUUGUCAUAUAGAGUAAAUAUGGUUAAAAUUGUUGCAGUCCAGUUUGUUGCCGUCAAUGAUGAAACUAUAAACUGCACUAUAUAAAAGCAUUUUUCCGAUAAUCAUCUUCGUCUAUUUUUACCGUAAUUUUACUGUUAACUGAUCAUUUUUAAAAUUAUAGUUAACCCUUUGAGG